GGUAUUGUGUUGCCUAGCCUGUCUGCGUAGCUAACUAGCUGUCAGUACCAGGAUGACCGGGAAAGGAGGUCAUGACGCUUAUGGUAAGGAUGGACCCGGUGCGGCUACGUUUCGUGUCCAGCAUCAGAUACGGCGAAAUGCUCAGGACAUGCAAGAGUAUCUUACCGACCUCAGCAGCUGGGAGAAGUCCAUAAAGAAGAAGGACAAGCAGAUUUCUCGAAAGGCUAUGUCUCAAUCGUGUUCUUCGGGUAAUCGACGAGCCAUCCCCGACACCGGCACACCCCCGAUCCGCCCCGCCGGAAGUGCGGUCCCUGUAAGCUCUGGCCCUGCGCCCCAACCUUCACAACCAACGCGAAAGCUUUCGGCGAAGAGCCUGGGAUGUCGAAACGAUGGGGCUGACGGUAGGCCGCACAUCAACGUGAACGCUGCAAACGGCGAUUGGGCGACAGGAGACUCGGGCAAGGCCAAGUCCAGCAUUUCGGCUGCAGGGCACACGUAUGAUAAGGGAUACGGAAAAUGGGCCAAAUUCGACAUCGACGCCGCUCUUCGAGCUGUUGAUCAGGAGGAGGAGGAGGGAGUAAACGAUGAGAGACGCUCGAGCAGCAAUAGCGAUAGCGACACGGACAGCGACAAGAAUCAGGGGACUCCAAGGCUCACUCCGGCAACCAUGGUCGAUCGGUCCUGCAGCCGGGGCCUCCGUCGUCCUCCUCCGCCUAAGCACACAGUGGCACCAACCUCAACAUCCCGAUCAAGUCAGUCGCCGAGAGACUUGGAGAAGGAAGAGCGGGAACGAGGAAACACGAAAUUCGGCCAGGGUGACUUUAAGGGGGCUGUGAAGAGCUAUUCGAGGUGCCUAGGCAUGAACAGCAAGAGCUUGCUGGCUCUCUCGAACAGGGCUAUGGCGAACCUCAAGCUGAAGGAGUUCGGGAAGGCAGAAUCCGAUGCCGAUGCGGCCUUGAGGGUGGAUCCACGCCACGUAAAAUCUCUCCACCGGCGAGCAGCGGCGAGGAACGCUCUUGGGAAGCACCGUGCUGCGCUGGGUGACCUGCAAACAGCAGCGGAAAUCGAUCCAACCUCGAAGCAGGUUCGAAAAGACCUCAGCAAAACGCUGGAAACUUUGAAGACAGUUGUGCGCCGUGCGCCGAAGACGCAUGUUCGGGUGGAGAGCUUCCCUCUCCCUGCCCCCAAGCCUCGUGGGUACUCUCAACCAGGCACACCUAUUGAAGGGGGUCUUCCACCCACCGUGACAAACGCUGCCGUAUCCGCCACAAAUCACAAUGCUUCAGUGACCGGGGAUGAGGACACAGCUGCGCCGUAUUCCUCAGUGUUGCAAGAGAGCACGGACAAGCGUGGCACCAAUGAGGCCACCGUCUACUCGUAUCAAGCACGGACAAUCGUCGAAGAGCUCCCUGAUGAAGCGGAGGCCACCCUCGCUACUCCCAUACCUACACCACGAGCACCCACGAACGCAGUAUCGUCAGUGCAAAGUGUCUCGUUGCCAACGGCUUCGAUCGCGGUAACCGCUCAGAAUGAGCAAGGAGGGGACGCAGUUCCACGUUCUCACGGCGGGGUAGAUCGGGAUAUUACAGUAGACCCAGCAGGAGAUACACCAAAGACUGCUACCGUACAAUGCAGUUUGACUAAGACGAGAACGGAAGGGGCCGCAACACCAUCAGAAGCGACCGACGUCGCUGCAGCGCAUAGAGUCAGUCCGGCAGUCUUAACGGAUUUGGCGUCGAAAACGGGCCCGCCCGCGAUCUCGCUCGUGGAUGUUGGCGCGAAAGAGGUGACUGCGAAGGCAAAUGCCGGUGGCGAGGGCAACAACCUGUCUCGAGGAGCUCAUCGUGUGAAAGAGGAGGCAAUCUCCCCGUCGCUUGAGGAGAGAACAGAAGACAAGGAGCUGUUUGCCCCGACCCAAACACCCCGGCAGGGUGGACCGUCUACUCCCGCUCCCGCUUGUAGGGCGAUGGCCCACGCGCUGCAGCUACCCACCACGGGCUACCAGUUUGAAAGUAUGUGGCGUGGCACAGAUGGGUCGCCUGAAGCACGGCUUGAACUGCUGCGGGCCGUCCCGCCAUCGACUAUCGCCAAAAUCUUCCGCCGGACCCCUAUCGAAGUAGAGUUGUUGGGCGGCGUUUUGCAAGAACUGGGACAGGCUUUUCUGCCCAGGAGGCCGGCAACGGCUCUGCGGUGGCUCAAGAGCCUUUCUAAAGCGUCUCGGUUCAGCAUGACGGUGGCCCUUCUCGGCGAAGAGGACGGUCGCGCAGCCGCGCGAAAAGUGCUAAAGCGACUUGAGGCAGCACCGCCGACGAAAGUGGACCCAAAAGAUGUUGAUGUCUUGAGGAAGCAAUUCUCGUGUUAGAAGCGCGUGGUCCAAUAGAAUGUGAGUGGAGAGGUGACGAGGGAGUGUGACGGGAGGUAUGCAUACCAAGACAGGUACUAGUACUUUCGAGUGAAACCGAUUUCAGUAGCAAUCUUGAACUUUUAUUUUGGUGGGUGCAACACCUUUUGCGAUAGAAGAGUGUUUUCACCGUUGGGUGCGUCGGAAUGUGCUCACGAUGUGCUUUUGAGCAGGCAAUAUUGUUGAGCACAAGCUGUUGGCAACACCAGAGAAAGACAUGUCGGCCAGAGUGAAUCAGUCGAGGUUACCCGCCUCCUCCCGUCUGUUUUGCUCAUAUUACUUUUGCCGUGGAACUGCUGUGGUUGUCACCAUCACGGUGAACCAGCAGAGGUUCGAGUGCAGAACUACUCGUGGUUGAUGACCAUGCCGAGCUCCUCCCUUCGAGUGUUUGACGUCAUUUGGGCAUGAGAUGGCCUCAGAGGCUCCGGUGUUUGAUGACUGCAAGAUCCCCUGAUUAUAAUUUGUCAAGAGACAAAAGGUUGGCCGAUUGUAUUGAUUGAGCACGGUCCGGGGUGGCACAACAACACGUCCAUCGUUUCGGGUCGCGGAUGAAGACUUUUCCAAGCAAAGGUGAAUCAUGUAAGGGUGUUUUGAGCGGAGCCUCUCUGUUGCCCGGUUU
Ectocarpus sp. CCAP 1310/34 is the source of this 3020-nucleotide messenger RNA. The record is from the annotation of a GenBank genome assembly. Lineage: Eukaryota; Phaeophyceae; Ectocarpales; Ectocarpaceae.